Messenger RNA from Serpula lacrymans var. lacrymans S7.9, 673 nucleotides. RefSeq lists its product as uncharacterized. The transcript is spliced from 3 exons. Lineage: Eukaryota; Fungi; Basidiomycota; Agaricomycetes; Boletales; Serpulaceae. The record is from RefSeq and is a predicted model, not a curated record. The coding region runs from base 255 to 446 and encodes 63 amino acids.
ACUAUUGCCAGUGUUUUCAUCAAGGAGGAUAUGUCCAUUAACAGGCUUACACAGCCUAUGGCUUUCCGCCAUUCCGCAAUGCUUAUCUUCCUGACUUGUGGUACAAGGAUCCGUUACGAAUGGUGAUGGAGAGUUCGUAAUCGAGGACCUCGCGUUCUUUGGUUUGACAUGAGAGAAAGAUUUAAAUCAUUAUAGCCUGUUGCAGUACUGGCCAAGCAAUACCCAAUAACGUCGUCUUUUACCUCCUGGAUUAAAUGUCAACCUGUCAAACGAAGUACAACAAUAGCCUACUGUGCAGACUCGAUCUCCCAAAUUCAUUCCGCUUUUUUCUCGCUUACCGAUCAAAUAGCGCUGAAUAUCCACUUUGGGGGAAAUCUACAGUACGAAUAAGCCCCAGCCGAUUCGCUAUUCAUCGUGACUGUAUCAAGCUUGUUAUAUCCUGCUGAUCCUCUACUUGCUAGCAGUUUUUUCUAUCUAUCAUGAUCGGACAUCCGAGGUAGGUUGUCUGCAAAGGGGAUGCAAACUCUCAUGAAGAACCUUGUGGAGAAAUGCUAUAUCGAUCAGAAGUUCAAUCUUAGGUCACUAUUUCCUCAACGUAGCCGGUUAGCGAAUACUUGUGUUUAGUGCUGUCCAGCGGUGUCUCUGACUAUCCUGGGCAGCUCUUUGUUUGGGU